Neolamprologus brichardi is the source of this 4016-nucleotide messenger RNA. The record is from RefSeq and is a predicted model, not a curated record. NCBI's taxonomy places the organism in Eukaryota, Metazoa, Chordata, Actinopteri, Cichliformes, Cichlidae.
UGUCCGGAGUUUUUAUAUUUGGGCGGGCGAAUUAAACUAGAAAGAAAAAGACAAACCAAAAUAAGAUGGAUCUGAUAUCUGCGUUGCAGUUUCUUAGGUUAAACGAUAUCCCAGAAGCCUGGGUGGACGCGGUGUGGGACGUGGAGUUUACUGAAAGGAAACCACUGGAUAAAACUAUAGAGGAGGAACUUACAGCCAGGCAAGAGAAGUCUUUCACAGCCCUCUACCAGUGUUUACUGGCCCAUGCUGAUCAGAAGCUAUCUGGACACACUCAGGCUACGAUUCACACGAGCUGGACAAUAAAAGAUGUUUGCUUGGGUAAGAGGUGUGAGUGUGUCUGGCUCUCUCUAUUGUUGUUUCCAGGGAGCAUUUCCAACAAGGUUUUUCAUGAAGUUUUGUUGGACACAUGUCUGGACCUGACCCGUCACUGCUGGCCUCAGGAUUCUGAAAAGAAACGCAAAAAAGACCUGAAGAGUUCUCAGACGGAGGGAAAACGCUCCCGACCACAGAGGAAAGACGGUCCAGAGAUGGAAAUGGAGGAGGAGGAUGAGGAGGAAGAGGAAGUUCAUCUUUCUGGACAGGACCUGAUGAGGAUCAGAGAUGCUGUAGCUCUCCUGGUUCAAAGCUUACUGAGACUUCUGCAGACACUUCCACUUAAAGCCAGUCCUCAGACCCUGAUCCACUGUAUGCAGAUCUUCAGUAACCUGCUUUACUUUGAACCCACCACUGGCAAACCAGUUUUUGCUGCUGAACAAGACAUCACGAAACUAAGGAGCGUUCCAGAGAUGGCUUUCUACGGCCUACAGCUGCUUUGCUUGCCAAAACAUGGAGACCAGAAAGAAUCCUUGAGGAGGGUGUUCCACCAGCUCCUCUACGUGAUUUUGAUGAUGAAGAAGGGCAACACCGGGAAGCCGUCCCUCCUCGUACCGAGCCAGACCAUCCUCGCUACUCGUGACCAGGCCGUCCAGUUUGUCUGUCAUCUUGUGGACGAGCUGAAGGAGCUGGCACUGCCUUUCCUGCAAAUCCUCCUACAGCACAUCUGCUUCCAGAUGGUUGAAAAGAAUGAGUAUCGAAGCCACGGAGCUCAGGCUGUGGGUAUGCUGACGUCUCAGAUGGCAGGUGAAGACUAUGCUCGCUUCAUUAAGUGGCUGUGUAACUUCUCCAGAAGCUCAAAGAUGGUGCACCGGCUGUUCUCUGUGGAUGUGGUGAUGGUUUUGCUGGAGCAGCCAGAGAGAAGACCGGAGGAGUGUCGAGAUCCGGAUCUCGUUUGUUUCCUGAUGCACAGCUCCCUUAUCCAGAACCUGCUCUUUGCUCGACGGAUGGACGAAUCUCCCACUGUCCAGGGCCACGCUCUGAACUGCCUGGCUCAGUGCCUGGAGCUGCCUUCGCUCAAUGCCACCAGAGCCAUCCACAACCUCUUCUCUGCCACUGGGACCCAGACGGUGCUGGAAGGUGAAAUCACAGAAGGUAAAGUUUGUUUUUGUUAUAUUUCCUGUACAAAAGAGAAUUUGGCCCUCCUCCUGCGGCGUGUGAAGGAUUCAAAGACUAAUGUGAGGAAAGCAGCAUUGCAGGCCCUGCUGGGCCUCCUGAAACAUGAUGUGAUCCCCGUGAGUUGGGAGAAUCUUCAGACUUUGUCAGAGCGCUGCAGAGACCCAUCUGUGUCUGUGAAGAAGAAGGCCCUGCAGUGUGUGGGGGAGCUGCUCAGUGUUAAACCAGAGUGCAGUGUGGUGCAAAGGGCGUGGCUGCAGGGGGUGGUGCCCGCCGUGGCGGACUCUGAGACCUCGGUGCAGGACAAGGCCCUGGAGGCGCUGGACCAGGUGCUGCUCAGUCAGGUCAAACCGUACUCUGCUGGCUGCCAGCUGGAUGCCAGUCAGAGGCUGAUGUGGGACCUGCUGGGCCUGCUGUGUCACCAGUGCCAGAAGCUCAGUCGUUACUUUAGCAAGGCCUUCACCAUCUGGUCCAAACAGAAGAAGUUCACGCCGUCAUUUAUCUCCAGCCUGAUCUCACAUACUGAGGCUGAUCACGCAGCCGGAGCCUGGCUGCUGCUCUCCAAGGUGGUUUCUUCAUCCUCCAGACUGCCUUAUGGCAAGAUCCUGGACGCCUGGGACAAGAUGGUCAGAUCAAAGGAUGGAAAUGCAACAACAUGCUGUCACAUCCUGUGUGUGAUGGGAGACAUCGCCGUGCAUUUAAAUGAAGAAACAAAGGAAAGGGUCGUCGCUGAUCUGAUGUCUUGGUUGAAGACUUUCACUUUGCCUUUGGAGGUGAUCAGCUCUGCUGUUGAGACUCUUUAUCAGUUUGGCUGCAGUGACGACAUCAAGCAGACUCAGGCUUUUCUGAACCAGCGCUGUGGCGAGUUGGUGUCUGCCUGCGAGGCGUAUUUGUCCAGCGUAAUCCUGACUGACAGUGGAUCUCAGGACCUCGAUGAGGAGCUGAUGCUUCCAUCUUUGACAGAGCGCCACACAGAGCUGCCAGCUUCACUGCCUCUUUCUCAGUUCAAAGCCAACCGGCUGCCUACCAGAGUGAGAGCCCAUGGAGUCAUCACUUUAGGUAAACUGGCCCUGCAGAAUGAAGAACUAGCCCAAAAGUACCUGCCCGUGUUUGCCAGGGAGUUGGAGGUCGGCACCGAGGUUUCAGUACGCAGCAACGUGGUCGUGAUCAUGUGUGAUCUGUGUGUGCGAUACACCAACAUGGUGGAUCACUACAUCCCCAACAUCUCUGCUUGUCUGCGAGACAAAGAAGCUGUCAUCAGAGAGCAGACUGUCAUCAUGCUGACCAACCUGCUGCAGGAAGAAUUUGUGAAAUGGAAAGGCUCCCUCUUCUUUGACUUCAUGGUGGCUCUUGUUGACCCGGUCCCUGCCAUCGCCAGAGAGCGCGUUCACUUCUCCCUAAAAGGAGAACAGUACCGUGAGAAACGCUUUCGAAUCUACUGCUUCCUGUUGGAGCACUUUACAGAUGCUCAGCGCUUCAACGUCACCAACAAGAUCAACCAGACCAUUUUAGCGUGCUUUGCUGAUGAAGAGCUGCCCCUGGAUGCAGAUGGUGCUAACAUUUUGUCAGAGACUUUCAACAUCUUGGGCCUUAAAGAGUUUAAGCUGCAGACCAUCUCUAGUUCAGCAGGCGCUGCUGCAGGGGAGGAAGCAGAGGAGGAGAACAUGGCCACCAUGGCCAAAGCUGUUCUGCAGGCUGCACAGAAGAAAGUGGUGUCACAGGUCAGGAAGAAGGCCUUCACAGAGAACACGGUUCCUCUCAUCAUCAGCCUGAAGAACCUGCUGGAGCAGAAGCGCUCUCCUGUUCUCAGAGAUCUCAUGGGCUACCUGCAGGUGACUCUGCAGGACUACCGCAACGAGGUGAAGGAGAUCUUUUCUGGAGACGAACAGCUGGCAGCUGAAAUGGAGUUUGCUCUGAAAAUAGCAGAAAGGGAGAGAGCGACAGUGGGACAGCUGGACGACGACGGCCUGGCAGGAGAUGGCAACAAGGCCCACGGUUCAGCCCAGCGCUCUCCUGUCAGAUCCACGGCCCUGCUGCCUCUUACCUUCGCCACGCCGCAGCCACCUCGUCCAAACCUCCAGACUGCUAGACUGGCGCUCACUGACCGUGUGCGUGGACCCAGGAGGCAGGAUGAUGUCCAGUCUAAAUCGAUCGCUCUGGAAGGAACAGGUACAGUUCAAGCGGGCAGUAAUGAUCAGAACACUUUAAAAAGUGUCAACAUCAACUUGACCUUUGAUGAAGGACUCAGCGCAAUCCUCAGUGAGCAGGGAACCAGUGACGAGGGCAGCGUCCUUCAUGUGCGAUCCAGUGAAGCCCAAGCUCCUGGACCGAGGCAGUGGAACGUGCAGUCUCCUCUGCGUCUGAGGAAGAGGCUGUAGUGGAUGCGUCACUCAGUUUGUGUGUAUGUGUGGGUUGUCUUUAUCUAAAACAAUAUCCUGUUUGUCACUUUGAGGAUUUUUCACUCUUUGUUUAGCUGAUGUAUUGAUGUACAAUAUGAAAUAAAAGUUCAACAUGUGGUGUUUCACUGA